UCUGUUUCAUACUGCAUAUCACGCCAUUGGUGGCCUCUACUUACAAAUCAGUAAUAUGAAACAAACGCUUCGUCAAAAGCUUAAAAAUCACUUUCUUCUUGGUUUUAUUCCAUUCGCAGCAACGAGUGAUGAAGUUAUUGGUGGAUUAGGUAUCAUUACUAGUGACUUACCAGAAGGUAAUGAACAGGCGGGAGUAAAGAAUUACAAUGCACAUCAUGGAUGCCGUAACUGUAUGAUUCAUCAUAGUGAAUUGGAUAAUAUUAGUUUUGACACUGUGAGACAUAGUCGUUACCAUCACAAAACCACAUUGCAAUUUUCUACCAUAAGGAGAGUUCAGACUCAAGCAAAACGUGAUGCACUUGCUAUGCAAUACGAUAUAUGA
Funneliformis mosseae is the source of this 382-nucleotide messenger RNA. Lineage: Eukaryota; Fungi; Glomeromycota; Glomeromycetes; Glomerales; Glomeraceae. The record is from the annotation of a GenBank genome assembly.